Molecule: messenger RNA, 5499 nt
Organism: Pseudoliparis swirei
Lineage: Eukaryota; Metazoa; Chordata; Actinopteri; Perciformes; Liparidae
Product: zinc finger protein PLAGL2-like
Exons: 2
Coding region: 483-1760 (425 amino acids)
Source: RefSeq, a predicted model, not a curated record
GUCCAGGCCCGGACUCCCACAAACAUCUUUAAACUUGUUAUAAAAUGUCGCCGCGCGAACUGGACCGAGCUUCCACCGGUCUGUGAAGACACCGAGCUGUGACUGAGGCAUUCAGGGCUGCUGAAUACUGAAAUAGACUCUGGGCCAACACAAGCACUCUCCUCAGGAAGCACACAGGCCCAGUCAGAGCUUCCACGGCUCCUCAUCACCACAGCCCUUUUGGGGUUGCUAUGGCAGCUGCUGUCACAGAAACCAAGUGCUGGACACAGGCUUGCCCCAGUGAGGCAGGACAGACCGCCAGUCAUUGCCACGAGAGACCAUCAAACAGUCAACACACAGCACUUAGCAUCAAUCGGAGCACUCUGAGUUAACAACACGACGAGAGGUCCGCAGGCUGAGGCUCGGCUCUGGAGGAUCCUCAUGAGUCUGGCCUGUGUCUGCCCCGGCUCUGGGCCAGAGUCCACUGUUCCUUCUGUUAGACCAUGUUUCACCAGCAGGACCAUCUGAAGAGCCAGCUGCAGGAGAGUCACCAGGCGGCCGCCAGGCCGCUCUUCCACUGCCAGGAGUGUGGGAAGCAGUACAACACGCAGCUGGGCUACAGACGCCACCUGGUGGCGGCCCACGGCGCCGCAGCGGGCCUGCCCUGCGCGGAGGGGUCGCCCUCUCUGCUGGAGCACCUGGGCAGCCACAUCGACAGGCCGUCGGAGGGCAGCGCCAACGCCGCGGUGCCCGUGAGGGAGAGGAAGUACUCGUGCGAGCGCUGCGACCGCCGGUUCUACACACGCAAGGACGUGCGGCGGCACGCCGUCGUGCACACCGGGCGCCGAGACUUCCUGUGCCCGCGCUGCGCCCAGCGCUUCGGACGCAGGGACCACCUGACGCGCCACCUGAAGAAGAGCCACGCCCAGGAGUCGGGGCUGAUGCCGCCCUGCACGCCCAGCAGCACCCCCGUGGCGACGCCCACCCCGGCCACCCAGUGCCCGGUGAAGGAUGAGCUGAGCCCCGUGGCGUCCGACAUAGGCUCCGCCUCCAAGGAGCCCAUGGAGACGUUCUCCAGGGACAUGUACAACUCCUACCCCAUGGCGAACCCUGUCCCGGGGAUGGGCCACGCUCACGGCCUCAUGCAGGGCUCCCUGUCCUCCGGGGUGGGCGUGGCUCGCCACAUGCCCGCUCACGCCCACCACCACCACCUGCAGCCCCCCCCGGCGGCGGCGGCGCAGCAGCCCUACAGCAACAUGGCCCGGUACCCGCACGGCUCUACCUCAUACCCCCGCGCCGACGUGGACAGCUUCCUGCUGGACCUGCAGAGCGCCCCCCCGCCUCAACUGAGCGCGGUCAACUCCUCUACCUCUACGGCCGCCUCCCCCCAGAGGGAGGGGCUGGGUGACGGCGGCGGCGACCCCCACCUCUUGUCCAGGAGCCCCGCCAUCUCUUCAACGGAGCUGAGCUGCACCACCAACAUGGACCUGGGGCCCCUGCUGGGCUUCCUGCCCUUCAGCCUGCCCACCUACAGCCCCCACAUGGGGAUGGGGGGGCUGGUGAUGAGCUACCCACCGGCCACCACCACCACGUCCCCCUCCUCCUCCUCUUCCUCCGGGCUGCCCUCCCAGGCUCCGGGGCCGUUCACCUUCUUCCAGCCCCCACAGGCUCACGUGGCCCCCGGCCCCGGGGCCCACAGCCAGCUACCUCAGGCCUACAGCAGUCCUGCUAUGAGCACCUCCAGCUCCCUACCUCACUACUACCAGGCCUUCCAGCAGUAAGCAGCUCGGCCCCCACACACACACACACAUGGUGCCUUCACACGUCGCUCGGGAAAACACGAGAAGAUCGGCAUCUUUUUUUUAUUGUAAAGCAAAUGUGUGACUUUUAGCCCCGUCGGUGCUAAUUAUGCUAUCUUGAUUUUUUAUUUUUUUUAUUUUUGUUGAACACAACAAAUCACCUCAUCAGUAUUACCUCAUUAUUUAAAAAGAAAAGGAAUGGUGAACAUUUGAGGAAAUGAAGGUGGAGCACUACGUACCUGCUACCAACAGCGGAUGCACUUAACGCGCUCGUCACAGGCGCCGACGGGCCCCGGGUCUGAGGUCUGGCUUCUCCUGGAAGAUGCUACUGUUCUAAGGAACCUGCCUUCUCAUUUUAGACUAUGGACCCCGAGCAGCCUUACGGAGGGGAAGAGACACGCCGUGUGUUUCCCGUCUCUCACAUAUGCAGUAACGAGCUUCACGUCCACCGAUCAGCAGAAAUAACCAAAUGUCCUCACAGCCGUCGUUUGAAGUCAAGUUAACACGCGUCCGAAUUAGACCUCGUUAGAAUUUGGCCUAUUUUUUAAGUUGCAGUGAAUACCUGUAAAAAUGUAUUAGAACAACUAGAAAGUGCAAAGCGUCGCUCGAUGCCACAGAAAGAGGAGCGGAGCGGGUCGACCUUGAACACGUGGAUGUGUUGGCUGCAUCAUGUAAUAUAAUGUAGUGGGACACUUCCUGGUUCACCUGACCACAGGUGUGGUGAUUAGAGCCGCAUCGUGCUGCAGAAGGAAACCUCCCACGUUUAUAAUGAUUAAUUCAGUGUUUCCCAUUUUAAAUAGUUCACUUUUCAUAAUGAGCUGCAUAUAUUUUUACACUUCUCCAUGGUUUAGUUCUCGAGCAUUCCAAGAGGAAAGCGGUGCAACAUGUGUUGCCUCCAAAGAAACACUCGGGCCGGUCGGGCCUCACGGGCGGCGCCCUGCGGCCCCCGACGUGUGAGCGCUGCGUUCCCUGAAGCUCCGCCUCCCUGUGAGCUCCAUAAAGAAGAUUCCUGUUUUAGGGACUACAGCCGCCGGACAGGUUCCCCCCCGCCCCCUUAAAAAAAGUCUAAUCCCAACGUGGAUUUGGAGGAUUGCCUUACCUCCCUAUUCGGAGUCCGGACCCUCGGCCCGGGGGAUUGGACUCGUCCUCCAUGGUGGUGCAGUACCACCAGGCUCCACCAGGAGGCUGUAAUGUCCUCUGCGAGCUCCACAGCGCCACACGCUGGACUCGGUAUACAUCACAGGUGUGACGUCACCACACACAAAGCACCAUGUUUAUGAUGACAUUGUUUAGGCUACUAGAGCACAACGUCGUUUACAAAAAGCCCAACUUUGUAAAUCUAUCCUCCUAAAAUGCACCAAAUUGAUGCAUUAAACAUUUAAAAUGUAUAAAAUGUAGGGUGAAUGCUCCCCGUAUUUUUUUAUAUCCCAGUAUAUAUAUAUCGCAGGAUCAAAUUAAUCUCUUCAGCCCUGGGACUGAUAUUCCUUCAGACUCAGCCACGCCUCUCUUACGAUGUUCCCAGCAUGCUCAGCGGCGGUUGUGUUGUCCUUAAAUCUCCCAAAACCGUGACCUCUGACCUGCUAACGGGUCUCAGAAUGACUUCCUGUCCCAUGAAAUACAUCAAUUGAACCAGAAGAGAGCAGUAGUUUAGUCCUGGUUCCCCUCUUGGCCCACGUCUGAGUGGUCUGAGUGGAGGUCCUGCAGACCGCCCCUCAACUCCAUGUGACCUGGAGCACUUGACCAGCAUUGGGCAACAACAAGAAGUCUCGGCGCUCCUCCUGGAUCUCUGGAUCUGAGCCGGUCUACUUGUGACCCGCAUGAAGUUCUGACUUUAUUCCUGAAAAGAUGGCGGCAUGGAUUCGACGAAGGCCUUCAAGAGCACUUGUUCCCAUUUCCUUGUCCUUUGUACCAUCACCGUUGGUAUUGACGCGCUCCACAGGGCGGUGGUCCUGGAUCUCAAGAGUAUCGGAUGUAAUUGGGACUAAAAGGUCCCCCCCCCCUCCAAGGUCCCUUUGUCAGAGUCCCAGUGCAGCAAGGCCAGAACAAGUCCUCUAAACCAGCACCGGGUGCUCCGCUCAUUGGUCGAGGUCCGUGGGGACGGAGGAGUCCUCCAGCUGGAAGACGAUGUGAAGAAGACCUUCGAGAGGGAUUCUGACGACUCUUCUAAUGUCUUCCACGAACUGAACGUUGAAGGACUUCUUUCAACCUCCAAGUGUUGCACCAAUGUCUUAAAAUACUACUGUUGUGCCUCUCUAAGAGUGUCUAGUCUCCUGACUGGGUUUAAGCACUUAAUAACAUUUCUAAAAGCAGAUGAGUAGGAUCUGUACCUCAACCACGUGAGCUGUGGGCUCUGUCUCCGUAUCGGCUUCUAGUGGCGUCGGCUCUUACCUGGGCCGGUAGAUUGAACUAUAAAGGUAGAUUUUAUCUAGAGAGACAUUGACAAUAUAAUUCGGUCAAAUUUAUUCUACCUCUACCUUUUUUGUCAUAUAUGUUUUUUUUGGUUUCAGAAUCAUUAGUGCUAGUUUAACCUGUACCAGUUAGGCAUGUGUUACCACUGUUGAAGACCAAUUCAACUGAAGGACGGGCGCCGUACCCAGAGCCGAGGUCUACUUGCCUUUAAUGAUGUGUCUACUUAUUUACUACCUCAGAGAAGAGACAGGCGACUGUCCGUCUAACUACAGAGAAGAUGUCCGCGUAGAGUUUAUUUUUGUCCGAACAAGCACAUGUACUUUGUAGCUGCGUAGUUUUUUACUGAGGUCAGCUGGCAGCAGAACGGUGGGUCCAGUGCAGCGAGUACCACAUGGCGGUCCUGGUCCCGGAUCCCACCCCCCCAGCCUCUUCAGUCUGGAAUGUUUACUGUGGGUAUGAAUCCUCGGGCUGAAGGCAUUCCACAGGUGCAUGUUGGAAUGUACAGGCAACAUUAUGGGAUGGCUCAUUGUCUAAUUGUCAUUACAAAUUGUUAAGACAAAAAUAUAGUUGAUGAUGUUGUUCUACACUUCCACAAGGGCUGCGUUGUUUGCCGUGAUUUGUUGCAUUGUAUAGUAAAAAUAACAAGUAUUGAUGGACUCCCCCCCCCCCCCCCCCCCCCAGCUCUAGAUCUGGAGUAGAAAAGGGUUUCAGAUGCGCUUAGGGGAUCCAACAAGCACUUAUUCUGGAGCUUGAGAAGACCUCAGUUUACAUUUCACUGAUAAGGACCUCUUGGGUUAGUCCAUUACCAACGGGUUAAACCAACCUCGAGUCAGGAACAUGUUCCAUUAUGUGGAACGAGUCUGAGGACGUGUUCCAUUAUGUAGAGUAAUUCUGAGGCUGUGUUCCAUCAUGUGGAACAAGUCUGCUGUACGUCUGAGGACGUGUUCCAUUAUGUACAAUAAUUCUGAAGAUGUGUUCCAUUAUGUGGAACGAGUCUGAGGACGUGUUCCAUUAUGAAGCAGCUUGUCUGCUCACCACCACUCUGCACAUUGAAGCAUUCCAGACUGAAGGAGGACCAGAGGACUCCAGGGUGAAUUCCCUAAACGAUCAUCAGUACUGUUGUGUGGCUUGCAUUAGGUCGGCUCUGAGAACCACUAUAAUGCAGGGUUUGACACCUUUUAACGUAGAUAUAUUUUGCAUUAGGUGUUUUGUAUUAUCACUUAAUAGAUUUUAGAAGACAGUGAAAAGAAGUUGUCAUUUUUUUGAUUGUCUGAACAUAAAGUAAUACAAAAUAAAUUAAUCUUUUGAUUUA